UCAUUAUAUUUUAUAUGUUUUACCAGAAAUCAUCAGCAGUCGUCUUGUGAUUUGAUUAACCAUGGCUCCUAAAUGUUGAACAGAGAGAGACACAAAAAGAGCAAGAAUUGAAAAGUCUGUACUGAGUGUGCUAAGUAUGAGGUCAUGUAAACUAUCAAUGAACCACUUACACAGUUGAAAUGGGCAUACCCAGAUUCACAUGCCCCGCCCAGGCUUGGAGGAGUAACAGGAGAACGUCUGCUUACCUUAUUUAUCUAAGCAUGGACAACGCGGGGAGAAAAGUGGCGGUCUGUGACAAUGGGACAGGGUUUGUCAAGUGCGGCUUUGCUGGAUCCAACUUCCCUGAUCACAUCUUCCCAGCAAUGGUGGGUCGACCAAUCAUACGAUCCAACACCAAAGUGGGCAACAUUGAAAUAAAGGACCUGAUGGUGGGUGAUGAGGCAAGUGAAUGUCGCUCCAUGUUGGAGGUGUCUUAUCCCAUGGAGAACGGCAUGGUGCGCUGCUGGGAUGACAUGCUCCACUUGUGGGACCACACCUUUGGCCCUGACCGUCUUGACCUCGACCCAAAAGAGUGCAAGAUCUUACUGACCGAGCCGCCCAUGAAUCCCAACAAGAACCGAGAGAAGAUAACAGAGGUCAUGUUUGAGAAGUACCAGUUCCACAGCAUUUAUGUUGCAAUUCAAGCUGUGCUGACUCUGUAUGCUCAAGGUUUGCUGACGGGUGUAGUCAUCGACUCAGGGGACGGUGUCACCCACAUCUGUCCGGUGUAUGAGGGCUACUCUUUACCCCACCUCACACGCAGGCUGGACAUUGCAGGACGUGACAUCACACGCUACCUCAUAAAACUCCUGCUUCUCCGGGGUUACGCCUUCAACCACACUGCCGACUUUGAAACAGUGCGUAUACUAAAGGAGAAGCUCUGCUAUGUUGGGUAUAACAUUGAUCAGGAACAACGCCUGGCAACAGAGACUACCUACCUGGUGGAGUCGUUCACGCUUCCAGAUGGCCGGCAGGUGAAAGUGGGUGGUGAGAGGUUUGGGGCCCCUGAAGCUCUCUUCCAGCCUCAUCUCAUCAACAUUGAGGGGGCAGGAGUGGCUGAGCUGCUGUUUAACACCAUCCAAGCAGCAGACAUUGACCUCAGGGCAGACUUCUAUAAGCACAUUGUUCUGUCAGGAGGGAGCACCAUGUACCCCGGCCUUCCAUCAAGGCUGGAGAGAGAGAUCAAGCAGCUCUACCUGGAGAGAGUGCUGGACGGAGACACAAAGAAGCUAUCGAAGUUCAAGAUCCGCAUCGAGGACCCUCCCAGGCGUAAACACAUGGUGUUCCUGGGCGGAGCCGUGCUCGCCAACAUCAUGAAAGACAAAGACUCCUUCUGGAUAUCGAGGGCAGAGUACGAGGAGAAAGGCCUGGGCGUGCUGCAGAAACUGGGAGGUGGAAUCAGAUAAGAUGAAAAACAUUACGCAGAUUUUAUAUUUUUAACACUUUUGGAUCAACUUCCUGUCUCCCACUUCCUGGGAUAAAAGUUGAUGGCUAAUUUACGCUCUCUGAUGCUUUCUAUUACAAUCAUAGCUGACUGACAAAAAAUGUAAAAAGUGGUAAAUUAGUUCAAUUAUAAAGCGUAAAGUUUACAUUUCUGCUAUAAAUUCCUGUUUGUUCCACACACAUUGAACCUUUACAGUAUUUGGACCCCUGAAACUUUUUAGAGGUUUGAAUUCAGUAUGAAAGCAAACCAACUAUGUUACUUUCUUAUGUGCCAUUUAUAUAUGGGUCUAGAUUCAUCCUCUGAAAAGGCUCAUACGUUGAUUAAAAAUGUUUUAACAUUGUGGUUUUAUUUUGUCUGAAUACCAAAACAGUACAGUGCCAGUUGUUUCUGUGCCUCAAAUAAAGGCCUCCUUCAAACAAA
This is a messenger RNA of Notolabrus celidotus (New Zealand spotty), 1903 nucleotides long. RefSeq lists its product as uncharacterized. The transcript is spliced from 12 exons. Gene Ontology annotation, cellular component: Arp2/3 protein complex; actin cortical patch. Gene Ontology annotation, biological process: Arp2/3 complex-mediated actin nucleation. The record is from RefSeq and is a predicted model, not a curated record. NCBI's taxonomy places the organism in Eukaryota, Metazoa, Chordata, Actinopteri, Labriformes, Labridae. Gene Ontology annotation, molecular function: actin filament binding. Bases 180 to 1445 code for a protein of 421 amino acids.